Cinclus cinclus is the source of this 1404-nucleotide messenger RNA. RefSeq names its product carbohydrate sulfotransferase 7 (gene CHST7). Lineage: Eukaryota; Metazoa; Chordata; Aves; Passeriformes; Cinclidae. Bases 1 to 1404 code for a protein of 467 amino acids. Gene Ontology annotation, molecular function: N-acetylglucosamine 6-O-sulfotransferase activity; chondroitin 6-sulfotransferase activity. The record is from RefSeq and is a predicted model, not a curated record. Gene Ontology annotation, cellular component: Golgi membrane. Gene Ontology annotation, biological process: carbohydrate metabolic process; N-acetylglucosamine metabolic process. The transcript has a single exon.
AUGAAGGGCCGGCGACGGUGGCGAGGCGAACAUCGCCGCUUCGCCGCGGUGCUGGUGCUGUACACGCUGCUGCUGCUCCUGCUGGUGCCCUACGCGCUGGACUACGGAGCCAGGCGCGGGCGAGUGGACGAAGAGCCGCUGCUGCGGCGCUGCCCAAGCCUGGAGGAGGCGCUGAGUGAGUGGGGCUGGGAGCAGCGACCGCCGCUGGACGAGGAAGAGGAGGAGGAUGAGGCGGGCACGGCCGGGGCGGCGGGUAACGGCAGCGAGGGGACGGCGGGGAAGCGGCACAUCUACCUGCACGCUACCUGGCGAACGGGCUCCUCUUUCCUCGGGGAGCUCUUCAACCAGCACCCCGACGUCUUCUACCUGUACGAGCCCAUGUGGCACCUUUGGCAGGCGCUCUAUCCGGGGGACGCGCUGAGCCUGCAGGGAGCCCUCCGCGACAUGCUGCGCGCCCUCUUCCGAUGCGACUUUUCCGUCCUGCGCCUCUACACCGCCCCGUCCGGCCCCCGCGACCCGCUGGCCCCCGCCCCGCCCGCCGCCGACAACCUCACCACGGCCAGCAUCUUCGGCUGGCGGACCAACAAGGUGAUCUGCUCGCCGCCGCUCUGCCCCGCCGCCCCGCGGCCCCGCGGGGAGAUCGGCCUCGUCGACGGCGCAACCUGCGAGGAGACGUGUCCGCCGCGGGCGCUGCGGGAGCUGGAGGCCGAGUGCCGCAAGUACCCGGUGGUGGUCAUCAAGGACGUGCGGCUGCUGGAGCUGGGCGCGCUGCUGCCGCUGCUGCGGGAGCCCGGCCUCAACCUGCGGGUGGUGCAGCUCUUCCGCGACCCCCGCGCCGUCCACAACUCCCGCCUGAAGGCGCGGCAGGCGCUGCUGCGGGAGAGCGUCCAGGUGCUGCGCAGCCGCCACCGCACCGAGCCGCGGGGCCCGGCCCGCCACCAGCAGCAGCAUCUCCUGCUGCCGCCCGGGCUGCUGGGCGGCGGGCGGCCGCCGCAGCCGCAGCACCGCGCCGAGUUCUUCCUCGGCGGCGCGCUGGAGGUGAUCUGCCAGUCUUGGCUCCGCGAUCUCCUCCUGGCCCGGCGCGCCCCGGACUGGCUCCGCCGCCGCUACACGCAGCUCCGCUACGAGGACCUGGUGCGAGAGCCCCGCGCCGAGCUGCGCCGCCUGCUGCGCUUCGCCGGGCUGACGGUGCCGCCGGCCCUGGAGGACUUCGUGCUCAACAUGACCCGCGGCGCCGCCUACUCCUCCGACCGGCCCUUCCUCAUCUCCGCCCGCGACGCGCGGGAGGCCGUGCACGCCUGGCGGGAGCGCCUCAGCCGCCAGCAGGUGCGGCAGGUGGAGGCGGCGUGCGGGGAGGCCAUGAGCAUCCUCGCCUACCCCCUCAGCGCCGGCGACGCCCGGUAG